Messenger RNA from Pelodiscus sinensis (Chinese soft-shelled turtle), 2412 nucleotides. The record is from RefSeq and is a predicted model, not a curated record. NCBI's taxonomy places the organism in Eukaryota, Metazoa, Chordata, Testudines, Trionychidae.
CAUAACUGUUGAGGAUUAACACAUUCCAAUGUUGCAGAUGAGAAUGAAGAUUUGCAGAAGCUUGCAGAAGAGGAAAUAGUUUCCUGUCAGGAAGAGAUAACUGAAUUGAAGCGCCAGAACAAACAGACAACAGUGAUUUGGUCAUGGAAGUAACUGCUGGAGUUGGUGGACAGGAAGCCAUGCUGUUCACUGCAGAGAUAUUUGAUAUGUAUCAACAAUAUGCUGCAUACAAAAACUGGAGAUUUGAAAUACUGGAAUAUUUUCCAAGUGAAAUAGGUGGCCUGAGACAUGCAGCUGCCAGUAUAGUAGGUCUUGAAGCAUACAAGCUCAUGAAGUUUGAAGGAGGAGUGCACCGUGUUCAGCGAGUGCCAAAGACAGAAAAGCAAGGCCGUGUUCACACCAGUACAAUGACUAUUGCAAUAUUACCCCAACCAAUGGAGAUCAAUCUGAUAAUUAAUCCUAAAGAUUUGCAAAUUGAAACUAAACGAGCAAGUGGAGCUGGGGGCCAGCAUGUAAAUACCACUGACAGUGCUGUACGGAUAGUUCAUAUUCCAACAGGUGUAGUGUCUGAAUGUCAACAAGAGAGAUCUCAAAUAAAAAAUAAAGAGAUUGCUAUGAAAAUUCUUCGUGCUAAACUCUACAGCAUCAAACUAGAAGAAGAGACAAAAAAGAGAUAUAAUGCCAGAAAGAUUCAGAUUGGGACCAAAGGAAGAUCCGAGAAGAUCAGAACAUACAACUUUCCACAGGAUCGUGUUACUGAACACAGGAUAAACAGAACAGUGCAUCAUAUUCAUAAAUUUAUGUUAGGGGAAGAACUUCUAGAUGAAAUGAUAAAAUCCCUGAGAGAAUAUGCUGAUUAUGAAACUUUAAUGGAAAUUAUUUCAGAAAAUGAAAAAACAAAUCUGACCUGAACUUUGUUCUUUGCCAAAUCCUGUACUGACAGGUAUGGAUACCCUGACAAAGAUUAGCUGCAUGACUGCUGGAACAUUACAUAGGCAGUAUAAAUUGUAUUUCAGACCAUCACGGAGGACUAAUUUAUCUCCUCAUGACCUCUAAACAUUUUUUCCUAUUGACCGGAGUAGAAGACUAGAUUUUUCUAUGAGACGUUGUUACAGAAUAGGAAAUCUAAAGUAAAUACGAUUGAGUUUGAAGUGAUUGCAGUUUUUACUUUCUCACCUGAGGACAUUGCUGCUCUACUUUCAAAAGGUAUGCAGAAAAACUGAGUUGCUUCUAGUUCUAGGCUUCAUUUGAGCAUAAAAAUCUAUUCCGUACAGUAUAAAGCCAAGUAUGUAGGGAGCCUCCUUUUGAUAACAUUUAGGCCACUUAGUUGUGCACUGAAGUGAGGUGGCCUACAUCACAGGUGAUUGAUCUAGCCAUGUGACUAACAAUGACUGUUUUGGUCGCUAGCCCAAUUAAUAUUCAAUUAUCUUAUUAAAGUAGAAUGAAUUAAAUAUGAGAGACAGAGAGAUUUACAUCAGAAUAUUCCAUAAUCCAGUGGCUAAGGUAUUCUUGAGAGGUAGGAGAUGCCUCUUCAAAUCCCUUCUCAUCAGACAGAGGGGAAAAUUAAAAGAGGGUCUCCCAUGUCUCAGCUGAGUACUUUAACCAAUGAGCUAAAAAUUACAAGGGAUAUUCCCUCUUCUCUACAGCCACUUUGUGUGGAGUGAGUCAGGUACUUAAGCUGUUUCUUAUGAAAAUGACUCCAAGACUGUGUCUACACUACAAAGAAAAUUUGGAAAAAGAUACGCGAAUUGCGAACCGCAAUCUAUGUAGGGUCAAAUGUCGGAAAAAAACUCUCUUUUGGAACAUCUCUUCUUCCUCAUAGAAUGAGGUUUAUAGGGAUGCCGAAAAGACACAUCUGCUUUUCCGAAAUUUUUUUCUGAAAAGCAGACGCAAUCCUUGAACAUGGCAGAGUUUUUCUGGGAUAUCUCUGGUAUCCUAGAAAAGCUCUGUAGUCUAGAUGUAUCCUAAGAAGGGUUCCUGGUUGUGGAUUACAAGCAAAAAUAGGUGCCUCCCUGAAGACCAGAUUUAGGAACUGAACUCUAAAAGGCAUUUGAGAUGACCAGGACGUAGGACACAUCUUUCUCAUCAACAUCUUCCAUCUGCUAGCUUAGGCAGCUGUGGCUUAGCUUGCUGACUUUUGUGGAUAUCAUAUUCUGAUGCUAUCUCUCCCCAUGAAUCAUAUAGGGAAUCUAGGCACCUCACAUACACUUUGUGAAUUCCAGUUAUUUUCAAAGCAGUGGAAAGAGGCUCAGUGUGGCAAAACCCAAUUCCUUUAUGGAUUUGGGAUGUACUAUCUGGAAGCCAAAACCUCAGGUAUUUCUUGCUUUAUCAGUUAUAUAAAGGUUAUAUACUAUUAGAAAACUUAUGGUGGUGAGACUAUUUUCUGUAACUUUCAGUAAAAUGUUAAUGUCA